Molecule: messenger RNA, 714 nt
Organism: Linepithema humile (Argentine ant)
Lineage: Eukaryota; Metazoa; Arthropoda; Insecta; Hymenoptera; Formicidae
Source: RefSeq, a predicted model, not a curated record
UGCAGCGAAUGUAUAGAUAUUUUUGGAUAAAUAGUAGAUAAAAUAAAUUCUUAGAAAUAAUAUUAUUUCUAAGAAAUAAAAAUAAAUAUGUUAUACGUUUUAGGGAAUUCAAUAACAUGAGAAAGCAGCUAGAAAAUAUGCCGAUGAAAGAAGAUUUCAUAACCAUCACCCAAAAACUUGAUAAACUGUUAAAAAAGCAAAGCAAUAAAAUGCCAAUGAAACCACACUGUAUUCCAUUAAAAUCCGUCAAAGAAGUGCAGAACUUCGACAAUAUUGACGAAGAACAGUACAACGAAGUGGUGACAUAUCUCAAAUACUUGGGAGGACAAACUUUGGACGAAAGUGUAAAAUUUUGCAUGAAACAAAUAAUAACGGACGAAGCAUUAAAUAAAUAUUCCUUAUGGGGCGAAAAGGACCGGAAUCUCGAACUUUAUAAUACUCAGUUAUUAUAUGCAGUAUAUGAAGCGGUAGCAAACAGCCCUUAUUUUGCGGUACCUGACCAACAAAAAUUUUAUGAUGCUGUGAAAGAAUCCAUAAGAUUCGCUAAACAACGACUGCGAAAUUCUGUUCGUAGACAACCAGGAGAGAAAGGUCGCCGAACAAGGCGGCGCGAGGAAGCAGAUGCCAUAUUUGGCACAAGAAACAGAGAAGAGGAAGAAGAAAUAAGCAAUAGAGAAGAAGAAGAAGAAGAAGGAUGAUGAUGAUGAUUAGAUA